This is a messenger RNA of Aspergillus homomorphus CBS 101889, 2743 nucleotides long. It is a transcript of the gene luA, whose product is annotated as 3-isopropylmalate dehydratase LEU1. Bases 106 to 2442 code for a protein of 778 amino acids. Lineage: Eukaryota; Fungi; Ascomycota; Eurotiomycetes; Eurotiales; Aspergillaceae. Gene Ontology annotation, cellular component: 3-isopropylmalate dehydratase complex. The transcript has 2 exons. Gene Ontology annotation, molecular function: 3-isopropylmalate dehydratase activity; 4 iron, 4 sulfur cluster binding. Gene Ontology annotation, biological process: L-leucine biosynthetic process. The record is from RefSeq and is a predicted model, not a curated record.
GUGUGCCUUGUGCAAGCUCUCUCUAUCCUGCUCCUCCUACCUAGCUGCACAAUCCUUCUCUCAUCCUCCUUUUCCCCCGUCCAUAUCACCCAAUUCUCGCCCCUCAUGCCCGGCGUCGACAGGAAACUCAAGACCUUGUAUGACAAGGUCCUGGAUCACCACAUUGUCAACGAGCAGGAAGAUGGCACUCUCCUGAUUUACAUCGACAGACACCUUGUCCACGAAGUGACGUCCCCACAGGCCUUCGAGGGUCUCGAGAACACCGGUCGUCAAGUCCGCCGGCCGGACUGCACCUUGGUGACCGUUGACCACAACAUCCCCACCUCCUCCCGAAAAAACUUCAAGAAUGUCGAAGAGUUCAUUCAAGAAAACGACUCGCGUCUCCAAGUCACCACCCUCGAGGAAAAUGUGAAGAAGUUCGGCCUCACCUACUUCGGGAUGGGCGACAAGCGCCAAGGUAUCGUGCACAUCAUCGGACCCGAGCAGGGCUUCACUCUGCCCGGCACGACCGUCGUCUGUGGUGACAGCCACACCUCCACCCAUGGAGCCUUCGGUUCUCUGGCCUUCGGUAUCGGAACCAGCGAGGUCGAGCACGUGCUCGCCACACAGACCCUCAUCACCCGCCGCAGCAAGAACAUGCGCAUCCAGGUCGACGGGGAGCUCCCGGCGGGCGUCACCAGCAAGGACGUCGUCCUCCACAUCAUCGGACUGAUCGGUACGGCCGGAGGUACUGGAGCCGUGAUCGAGUUCUGUGGGUCCGUCAUCCGCGGCCUGAGCAUGGAGGCCCGGAUGUCUAUGUGCAACAUGUCCAUUGAGGGCGGUGCUCGUGCUGGCAUGAUCGCCCCCGACGAGGUGACCUUCGAAUACCUCAAGGGCCGACCCUUGGCGCCCAAGUACGACAGCGCCGAGUGGAAGAAGGCCGUCAGCUUCUGGAAGAGCCUCGCCUCCGACGAGGGCGCCCACUACGACAAGACCAUCCUUAUCGACGGCAAGGACAUCAUCCCCACCAUCUCCUGGGGUACCUCCCCGCAGGACGUCAUCCCCAUCACCGGCGUCGUGCCCAGCCCCAACGACUUCCAGGACGAUGCCCGCAAGCUGGCCUGCAAGCGCGCCCUCGAGUACAUGGGACUGACCUCCGGCACGCCCAUGAAGGACAUCGAGGUCGACAAGGUCUUCAUUGGCUCCUGCACCAACGCCCGGAUCGAGGAUCUCCGCGCGGCCGCCAAAGUCGUCCGCGGCAAGAAGAUCGCCUCCAACAUCAAGCGCGCCAUGGUUGUGCCCGGAUCUGGACUGGUCAAGCAGCAGGCCGAGUCGGAGGGACUCGACAAGAUCUUCGUGGACGCUGGGUUUGAGUGGCGCGAGGCCGGUUGCUCCAUGUGCCUGGGCAUGAACCCCGACAUUCUCUCCCCGCAAGAGCGCUGCGCGAGUACCUCGAACCGCAACUUUGAGGGCCGUCAGGGCGCCGGCGGCCGGACGCACUUGAUGUCGCCGGCCAUGGCUGCCGCAGCCGCCAUCGUGGGUAAGCUGGCGGACGUGCGCGAGCACCUGGUAUCCAGCCCGGUGCUCAGCAAGGCGCACACGGUGGUCAACGUCGAGCCGCAGCACGAGGAACCCAGCUCGGAAAGCGAACAGGAGCGCAUCAACGACCAACCGGCAGACAACGAGCCGCACACCAACACUAUCGCUAGCAGCACCAGCGGCGGCGGCUCCAGCUCCGCGGGACUCCCUAAGUUCACGACGCUGAAGGGCAUCGCCGCGCCAAUGGACCGGUCCAACGUGGACACAGACGCAAUCAUUCCCAAGCAGUUCCUCAAGACGAUCAAACGCACAGGACUUGGCAGCGCACUAUUCUACGAGCUGCGCUACAAGGACGGGGCGGAGAUCCCAUCAUUCGUACUCAACCAGGAACCGUACCGCAACGCCAAGAUCUUGGUCGUGACGGGGCCGAAUUUCGGAUGCGGCAGUUCGCGCGAGCACGCGCCAUGGGCGCUGCUGGACUUCGGGAUCAAGUGCGUGAUCGCGCCGUCGUUUGCGGACAUCUUCUUCAACAACACGUUCAAGAACGGCAUGCUGCCCGUAGUGAUCUCCGAUGAGGCGGCGCUGGCCAAGAUCGCCGCCGAGGCCUCGGCCGGCCGCGAGAUCGAGGUCGACCUCGUCAACCAGCAGGUCAAGGACGCUCAGGGCACCGUGCUGGCGGGUUUCGAUGUUGACACCUUCCGCCGCCACUGCCUGGUCAACGGCCUCGACGACAUCGGCUUGACCCUGCAGAUGGAGGAUAAGAUCCAGGCCUUCGAGCGUCAGCGCUCACAAAACACCCCCUGGCUCGACGGCAGCGGCUACCUGAAGCGCGGUAAGCGCGCUGACGGCUCCACCAUGAUCCACGCCGCCCCUGUCCCCAAGACGAACCGCGGUGAUGUUAAAGCUGAGCCUUUGGAGUGGUAGGAGGCGAGAUGAGAGACGAGAUUGCAAAAGCCUGCAGCUAAUUUCGGUUUUGAUUGGUAUCGCUCGCUCCAUACCCCCUCGGCCCCCUUCCCGGCCUUUUGAGCAUUCGAUCCUCACUUUUGAUACAUGUUUUUUUUGAUACGACAAUACCAUAAUGAAGCUUUCUCUUUUUUUUUCUCCCCCUUUCUCUUUUCUACAUUUUUUCGGAAUUCUUUUGGUCAAUGCAAAAGAAAACAGCUAUAUAUCACUGCUUCUCGGGCUUCUGAUUUCGGCAUCAAUUUGGUAGAUGGCGUGGGGAAAG